Messenger RNA from Pteronotus mesoamericanus, 763 nucleotides. It is a transcript of the gene PGPEP1L, whose product is annotated as pyroglutamyl-peptidase I like. The record is from RefSeq and is a predicted model, not a curated record. Lineage: Eukaryota; Metazoa; Chordata; Mammalia; Chiroptera; Mormoopidae. The coding region runs from base 32 to 586 and encodes 184 amino acids. The transcript is spliced from 3 exons.
CUCCACGCUGGGCCUCGGGAGUGACGUGGAGAUGGAGCUGCGGACUUUUCAGCUGCCGGUGGAUUACAGGGAGGUGAAGCAGAGAGUCAUGAGAAUCUGGGAAGAUCUUCAACCACAACUUGCCGUGCACGUGGGCUUGGACUCCGCCGCCAAGGCCGUGGUUCUCGAACAGUGCGGCAAGAACCGCGGGUAUCGCGAGGCCGACGUCCGGGGCUUCCGGCCGGAGCAGGGCACGUGCCUUCCGGGUGGCCCGGAAGUGCUGGAGUCUCGGGUCAGCAUGAAGGCGGUCAGCAGGCGUGUGGCGGUGGAGGGCGUGGAGGUGGCAUUUUCCCGAGAUGCGGGCAGGUACGUCUGCGAUUACACCUACUACCUGUCUCUGCAUCAUGGAAAUGGGUGCGCGGCACUCAUCCACGUCCCUCCAUUAUCGCCGCGGCUCCCCGCCAGCCUGCUGGGAAAAGCGCUGCGAGCCAUCAUCCAGGAGAUGCUGGAGGAGGGCGAGGAAGCCCCAGCUCUAAGCCCGGGUCACAGAAACGUCUGCCUCAGUGGUUCCAGCCCCCGAGAAGCAACUGGAGAACUGCUCCUUUAGAGCAAAUCAAACGUUUCAGUCCUGUGUUGUGAAGCGUUCAACUGGGGUUUGAAAAAAAUUGCUUGUAAAACAGUUUACACAGAGGGGAAAAAAGGGAAUUAGCCCAGUGAAAUCACAGCAUCAUUUUAUUGUCAGAAGGCAGGAGGACACUCUGAAAGGCAGGCAUGUUAUACGGGA